AGUCCAAUUUCUCCUAGCAAAUAUAAUGAGUCAUCUUAUUUUUUCUCUUUCCCUCUUAGCAGUUUUCCUCCAUUCUUGCACCCUCACCCUCGGUCAAAAUCCUGCCUCUGCUCCCGCUCCAUCGGGUCCCACCAAUAUAACGAAAAUACUCGAAAAAGCUGGUCAAUUCACCACAUUUAUCCGGCUCUUAAGAACUACUCAAGCCGGUGAUCAGAUCAAUACACAAUUGAAUAAUUCGAAACAAGGAAUGACUGUUUUUGCACCUACUGAUAAUGCAUUUUCGAGCUUAAAAGCGGGAACUCUCAAUUCUCUAAGUUCUCAACAACAAGUUCAGUUGGUGCAAUUUCAUGUACUUCCUAGUUUUAUUUCAGUUUCACAGUUUCAAACUGUGAGUAAUCCAUUGAGGACUCAAGCUGGAGACACUAGUCCCGGUGAUUUCCCAUUAAAUGUAACGACUUCCGGGAAUCAAGUGAAUGUGUCCACCGGAAUUGUAGAUGCUACUGUGGGUAAUACUAUAUAUACUGACGGUGAGCUCGCGGUUUAUCAGGUAGAUAAAGUGCUUCAGCCAUUGAGUAUCUUUGCUUCUCCGUCGCCGGCGACAGCACCGGCACCGGCGACUCCGGAAACGUCGAAUCUGAAGAAGAAGUCUCCGGCAGCAUUGAGUCCAAGCUCCGGGAGCGAUGAUACGCCGGCGGAUAAAUCGGGCGCUGAUAGCGUGAACGGCGUGGCGGUGUUGGGAAUUGGGGCUUUCUGUUUUGCGUUUUGGUUGUGACGUUAGAAUUUUUUGACGGUUGUGAUUGGUCAUGAAUCAUAUUGUUUGGAAGAGAUUAUGGGUCGCAGGUUUGGAUUCGACGGUUGUGAUCGUCUGUGAUUUCCCUCAAUUUGAAUAAUUGUGUUUCUUUAUUGUUCCCUCCUUUUUCAUUUCAUGUCUUUUCAAUUUGGAUUUUCAACUGUAAGAUAUGAAUCAAAUUUUGAAGUGGUGUACAUUUAUAUGUUUUUCAAUCGUCA
This is a messenger RNA of Solanum verrucosum, 1008 nucleotides long. Its product is annotated as fasciclin-like arabinogalactan protein 11. NCBI's taxonomy places the organism in Eukaryota, Viridiplantae, Streptophyta, Magnoliopsida, Solanales, Solanaceae. The record is from RefSeq and is a predicted model, not a curated record. The transcript has a single exon. The coding region runs from base 26 to 772 and encodes 248 amino acids.